AUGCUUCAAGCACUUGUUAAUCUCGAUUAUUUACAUGAAGUAUAUGGAAAAUUGAAAGAGGGCCAUAUCAUCAGUCUCUCGAAUCAAACUAAAGCAAUCCGAGAUUAUGAAGCUUCUAAAGAAACCUUAAUAGAAUACUUAAAUAAGAAACAAAGGUACAAACAUGCUAAAAAUGAUAUUGAAUUGAUUAAGGAAACUUAUGAUUAUAGAAAUGUGAUUCAGGAUUCAACUAGAUUGAUUCUUUUGGUCCAUAGGUUUACUCGAGUUGAUUUAUUUCAAGAUUUGGAAUAUACUGGUGAAGAAUUGAAUGAAAUUGCAUUUAACUUUAUGCAUCAUAUAACUAAAACUUAUAUUGAAAAAGAUAAAGAUGAAUUGAAAGUGAUGUAUCUGGCUUUUGCAACUGCUUUUCAUCUUUCGAUCACCUAUGAGAAUCUCAUUAAACCAGGGAUUAAACAAAAACUAUAUGAACGUAAGGAAACUUCAUUUUUUGGAAGUGAUAAUUAUCAAUUUGAUGGUGAUUAUAAACAAGAAAUUACACUGCAUAAAUUAUGGGAGACAAUUGGUCACUUCCAACCUAAGUUUCAUGGUCAAAGUAUUCCAUCAGCCGAAAUCAACUUUAACAAAGAAACAUAUAGUUCAAUGUUUAUUUGGGAAUUUAGAUAUUUAGUAUUAAAAGCGGAAGCUAUUUGUUCAACUUCAAGAAAUUAUCCCUUUUAUAAUAAUAUCUUUAUGCCAAUGAAGAGAAUUGUUGAACCUUGUUAUGGGUAUAAGAUUGAAACAUCUAAAAUAGUUGAACUUGAAGUAGGUUCGGAAAAAUUUUCAAUCACAAUUGAAAAGUCAUUUAAUAUCAAUGAAGAAUAUUUAAUUCCUCUUAAAGUUUAUGAUGAUCUCACCAAAUCAUUCGAAAGUUAUAAUCCUUCAUCUAUCGGAGCUGACAAUGAUAAUUUACCUUUCAUAAAGAUCUUUUUUGAAUUAUUUAUUGAAUGUGUGGUAUGUAAGAGUCUGGUAGGAUUCGUAUCAGAUGCUUCAACUACAUUAUAUAUUAAAUUUCCUAGACACAAGAGUAUAAAUAAUGCUGGAAAAGGGUCUAUCUUUAAAAGUUUUCCAUGUGAAGUUACUCGCUUAUAUCUGAAUAAAGAUUUUCUUCAAUGUAUGGUGGAUGCAACUACUACUAUUACUGCUAAAGAUCAUAGUUAUCAAAUUGAAAAGAUAUUCUCCAUGUGUUGUUUAGCCAGCUCAGAUAUUCAAAAUACUACUAAUGGAUAUUUUAAACAGUUUCAUAAAUCAAUGAAAGAUUAUUCAAAACCAAAACCCGGUCUUCAAUCAUUGAUUACAUUAUCGUCAAAUCGAAUUCAUUCUAUGAACCCUGGAAUUAUUUCAUUUCCAUUGCUCGAUAAAUUCGAAAUUCCUGAAAUAUAUAAACAAUUCUAUCAACCUAAUUUCAAUCAACAAAUGGUGUAUCAAUUGAAGAAAUUAUAUGGAUCUGAUUUUGUAUUUGGAAAAAAAGAUACCGGUUUUGAUGUCCAUGAAGUAACUUCUUGGUUAGGUAGUGAAGGAAUUUAUACUCAUUAUGGAGUUGUGUUGAAGUUUUUAUGUGAACAAUGGAAGUAUAUUCUCAAAGUUUAUUAUCCUCUUGAUUGUCAAUCUUCAACAGGAUCGAAAUAUAAUUUAGAAGAUUCCAUUAAUGCCUGUUUUAUUUCAUUCAUGAAAGAAUGUUAUUCAUAUCAUGUUUUAAGUAAUGAAUCAUUCGUUCCUAAAGUUCACAAGGUUGGUAUUUUCAAUAAGGAACUUUUGAGAUCUCAUAAAUAUGACAGUUUAAGAGGAUUCUUUUUAGUAAUUGAUAAUGUUAAUGGUAAGACCCUUUCAUUUCCACAUGAAAGUAGUAAUCAAUAUAAAGAUAAAAUAAUUGAUACGACACAUAAAAUGCAUAGUCUUGGAAUUAGUCGUUCGACUGUCCCAGAGGGUAGUAUUCAAGUUAAAAAUGAUCAGGUUUUCUUUACUGAUUUUGGAUCUAGUGUGAUUAAUAUUAAAAAUUGUUUGAAUGGGUUUGAAAAUUUAACUUUUGAUAAGUCUGAGUUUGACGCUACUAAAGUGAAAGAAUUAGAAAUGAUUGAACUGUUAUUUCCUUCAUCUUUAGAGCAUAUCGAAAAACAUGACAUUGAGGAUGAUUUACCUGAUCCAAAGAGGAUUAAGCUUAAUUAA
Molecule: messenger RNA, 2202 nt
Organism: Scheffersomyces coipomensis
Lineage: Eukaryota; Fungi; Ascomycota; Pichiomycetes; Serinales; Debaryomycetaceae
Exons: 1
Coding region: 1-2202 (733 amino acids)
Source: RefSeq, a predicted model, not a curated record